CUAUACUGAGACUUGGUUGCCAGUUAAUCCAGGAAACCCUGCAUCUGUAUUCGUCAUAAUGCUAGUGUUGUGCUUGCCGUCUUGUUAUUCACAGUAGACGUUUAACGUUUUUUGUGACUAUGUGCUUAACACUAAACACAUGCUCACUUCUGAGGCAUUUUUUAAAUACGGGUUAAUGUGAUUUCACCACACGUACCCUUUUAGCAGGAUAUGUGUUCGAAUCUGGCAACUGCGUAACCGGGACCGCUGUGGGGAUGAGCAACGGCUAACGGCUGACUGGGAGUUCUGAUUAGCCUGACGCUGAUUGUGAUGUGGGACCUUGUUUUGGUGAACCGAACCUGAAGGUACAUUUGGAAGACAGAUCCUACAAGUGCCAGGCCGUGUAGGGUUGGCAGCCGCUUUGCAACAUGUCCAAGAGCAAGAGCGCGGAAUCGGUCAAGGUGGUGGUCCGCUGUCGCCCUAUGAAUGAAAAAGAAAAGGCAGCCAAGUUUGAGAGGGUCGUCUCUGUCGACGUGAAACUGGGCCAAAUAAUUGUCAGGAACCCCAGGGAGGCUGCUGCCAAUGAACUCCCCAAAAUCUUCACUUUUGAUUCAGUAUACGACUGGAACUCUAAACAAAUAGAUCUGUAUGAUGAAACCUUCAGGCCCCUGGUGGACUCGGUUCUACUUGGGUUCAACGGGACCAUUUUCGCCUAUGGACAGACGGGCACGGGGAAAACAUACACUAUGGAGGGGGUGAGAAAUGAUCCAGAGAGGAGAGGGGUGAUCCCUAACUCAUUCGAGCACGUCUUCACUCACAUAUCCCGCUCCCAGAAUCAGCAGUACUUGGUGAGGGCAUCCUAUCUAGAAAUAUACCAGGAGGAGAUCAAAGAUCUGCUCUCCAAAGACCAGACCCGCCACCUGGAGCUCAGGGAGAGGCCUGACACGGGUGUGUUUGUUAAAGAACUUUCCGCUUUUGUCACCAAGAGUGUGCGAGAGAUUGAACAUGUCAUGAACGUGGGCAACCAGAAUCGUUCAGUGGGUGCCACCAACAUGAAUGAACACAGCUCCCGCUCUCAUGCUAUCUUCGUCAUCACCGUGGAGUGCAGUGAGCUGGGGGUGGAUGGGGAGAACCACAUCAGAGUUGGCAAACUGAACCUGGUAGAUCUAGCAGGAAGUGAGAGACAGACCAAGACUGGUGCUCAGGGGGAGCGGCUCAAAGAAGCCACGAAGAUCAACCUGUCGCUGUCUGCUCUGGGGAACGUCAUAUCAUCUCUGGUGGACGGCAGGAGCAGCCACAUCCCUUACAGAGAUUCCAAACUCACACGCCUGCUGCAGGACUCUCUGGGGGGGAAUGCCCGCACAGUCAUGGUGGCCAACAUCGGCCCCGCAUCCUAUAACGUGGAGGAGACCCUGACAACGCUGCGCUACUCCAACAGGGCGAAGAACAUUAAAAAUAAACCACGUAUCAAUGAGGACCCCAAAGAUGCCCUGCUCAGGGAGUUCCAGGAAGAGAUCGCCAAGCUGAAGGAACAGCUGGAAAAGCGCUCCGGAAAGAAGAGGAGGAGGAGGAGGAAGGGCGGGGAAGGGAGCGACGGUGAGGAUCUGGAGGAAGGAGAAACGGAGGAGGAUGAGGAAGAAGGGGAGGAUAAAGGGGAUUACUGGCGGGAGCAGCAGGAGAAGUUGGAGAGCGAGAGAAAGGCCAUCAUGGAGGAUCACAGUCUGGUGGCUGAGGAGAAACUCCGGCUGCUCAAAGAGAAAGAAAGGAAGAUGGAGGACUUGAAGAGGGAGAAGGACGCCGGAGAGAAGCUUUCAGCCAAAGUGAAGGCGAUGGAGAGUAAGCUCCUGGUGGGGGGGAAGAACAUUGUGGAUCACACCAAUGAGCAACAGAAAAUGCUGGAGCUGAAGAGGCAGGAAAUCACGGAGCAGAAACGGCGAGAGCGGGAGAUGCAGCAGCAGAUGGAGAGUCGCGACGAGGAGACUCUGGAGCUGAAGGAGACGUACAGUUCGCUGCAGCAGGAGGUCGACAUCAAAACCAAGAAACUGAAGAAGCUGUUUGCCAAGCUGCAGGCCGUGAAGGCAGAAAUCCACGACAUCCAGGAGGCACACAUCAACGAGCGGCAGGAGCUAGAACAGACUCAGAACGAGCUCACCCGAGACCUCAAACUCAAGCAUCUGAUCAUCGAGAACUUCAUUCCCUUAGAGGACAAGAACAAAAUAGUCCACAGGGCUUACUUUGAUGAGGAGGAUGAGUACUGGAAAACGAAGCCCAUCACACGUUUAGAGGAUGACCAUCAGAUGAUGACCCGGCCUCUGUCUGCAGUGGGCUACAGAAGGCCGCUCAGUCACCAUGCUCGGAAGUCCAUGAUGAUGAGGCCGGACAUGAGAUACAAAGCUGAGAACAUCAUGGUGCUGGACAUGGACCUGCCCGCUCGCACCACUAAGGAGUACCAGGAGCCCGUUAUCGCCCCCAAGGUGGCGGCGGCUCUGGAGAGUGCUCUACGGGACGAGGAUGAGAUCCAGGUGGAUGCCUCAGGCUUUCACAGCAGCUUGGGAUCAACCCCCCCCACCAGCGGCAGCCUUAAGAAACCAAAGUCUGGUCGACCUAGAACUGCAAAGAAGUCGAGCACCCCCACCUCUCCAUUCAGCCAGUCGAGUCCAGGAUCCCCGCUUUACCCACAAUCCCGUGGUCUGGUGCCCAAGUGACAUCAUCCACCGCUCACACCGCCAUCCUCUCCUGUGCACCGUUCCACUUUGGGAGAAAGAAUGACAGAAUAUGGGAUGCUGCCAAAAACUUUAGAGACUAUUGCUGCUUUGUAGGUUUUAACUGUAACCACACCACUAUGAGCUGCUGCCCCCCCCCCCCCACACACACACCUCCUGAGAGGAACAGCAGCAACGCAUGAAGCCUCACAUCACUCUAACUGCUGUAACCUCCCCUACAGACGGCUCCAUGCCUCUAUAUCAGUCACAAUGUUCUGCAGAGAGAUGAACCUGUUCUUCUGCCUACUUUCCCAGGUGUGUGUUGGGUGUUGUAGUCCUCUUACUGUACGUGUGGACAUUGGUGCAAAGCAUUGUGGGGUACAGACACAUGGCUGUGUGUGUCUGUCCACGUAUGUGUGUGUCUUUACUUGGUGUAUGCUGUGUUUCUGUUGUCAAAUCUCUGAUAAUGGAAAGUUAAGUAUGUGUUGUUCUGUCUUAAACGGACACUUCAACAUUUUAUGGGGAAAAAGGUUUAUUUACAGUCAGACGGGACAAUAAAUGAUAACAUCAGAGGCAACACGCCUGUUUUGUAGAUGGGAAAAGUCGAGAGGCAUCAAAUAUCUGUUUAUUGGAUGAAAUAAAUGUUAGUUAAUUGUUAAAUAGAAGGUUAGAGCUCAGUGCUAGCCCUUCUCUCUCUAAUCAUAAAUAAGCCGUUUGCCUAAAACGUUGGUCUGUUCCUGCUCGAUUGUAAAUGCACAGGCCGGAGAGUGAAGCACACUGCAGACAGGACCUCUGUCACUAGAUGUCAGUAGAUGCUGUUCUUCUCGGGCCACAUGAGAUAGAUGGGGUGGGGGGGUGACAUCCACACUCCCUCUGCGGACACUUUCUGAGAUUCAGGACCUGGGCUGAGCAGAUCAAGGCCAUCCCUAUCUCGGAGUGUGCCUCAAAUUCAUCAGGGUUCCACGGUGCCUUAAGUGUAUCCUUCAUCCCUGCUCCUUGUAUUUCAGGUGCACACUUUGUUCUUCUCGGCCUGUGUGUUUUUUUUAUCUACUCAUUCAUUCCAGCAUCAGGAGAUUGUUGUUAGCAUAGCAUUGGGGUGCACUCAUUAUAGAGAGACAAAGCAUUUUAAAACACAGCCUCUCCACGAUUGUGGGAGAGGGCCACAGAGGGGGCCAACCUCCCUCUGUCUGUUUUUUUUUUUUACCUCAUUUACCUUCUGUAUCGGUCUGAGGCUUCUGGCAGAACACUAAAGAUGCUUUUUACAGUACUGUGGUCGAAACACUAUGGAUGUCUUCAUGAUACACAAAUCGUUCUGUGUGUUUGCCUGCAGGCGGUUGAUGAGCAGUUUAACCUCCAGACUCUGAGGCUGCUGCUGCUGCUGUGCGGCUCACUACCCACCUCACAUUUCAACCUUUCUUUGCCGGGGUCAUAUGGCAAAUAAUCCUUUUUUAAAAAAAAAAGGAAUAGUUCACCCACAUAAUCACGAUUACGCAGGUAAAGUAUUUCUUUAAGAGCCCUCUACCCCAUCCUGGUUCUAAAAACACAAAUUUAAACUAAACAAUCUUUCUUGCCGUUUGACCUCUGCCUGCAAACCUUGUGUAUUUAGAUAUGUAAUAAUGAACAUAGACUUGUUGAUUCUGUCACUUUUGCAGAUGUAGACAAAAAAGUGCAAAAAUAGGUUCCCAUAUUGAUACAAAUCUAACUUAUAAUCUUUCAGUUUUAUAUACAGAUGUAGAUAUAAUUUUCUAUUCUUUAAAAUAGAUAUUUGUUUUAUUUUUUGAGCUUUGUAAUUUAAUGUUAAAAUUUAAUUUCUUGUGUCAUACAUGUGGCUUCUUUUGUAUUCAGCCAGGUACAGGCUUUGUUUUUCUGUGUAUACAUUUCAAAGUUCUGCAUAUGGAGAGUGAAAGAGUGGCUCAGCCUGCUUAGAACAGAUGGACACUCGUCACGGUUGCAUUUAUGUUCACUGCUCAUUUAACCUCACAAACAUAAUCAUUAGAUAAGGUCUAAGUGUUGGAACUGACAUAGCGAUGAAUGCAGUAUGCCUGCCGCAUGACUUUAGCCAGCUUGAGGAAAACCCUUUGGUUGUGCAAUUUCUUUUCAUAAUCCAUAAGAAUCCAUAGGUAAGCUGAAUGUGAAACCUGCAUCCCAUAGCUGCAUCACUGGAUCCAAACUCUGUGAGAGUGACACACUCUCUGUGCUGGGUGUUUUUAUAGGACGUGGUGCCGAGGCUCCUCUCUGAGCCGGCCAUGUCUAUACCUUGUUUAGUUUCUUCUGAUGAUUAAAGACAAUUCAAUCAUA
Messenger RNA from Eleginops maclovinus (Patagonian blennie), 4979 nucleotides. RefSeq names its product kinesin family member 3B (gene kif3b). Lineage: Eukaryota; Metazoa; Chordata; Actinopteri; Perciformes; Eleginopidae. Gene Ontology annotation, cellular component: microtubule associated complex. Gene Ontology annotation, biological process: mitotic spindle organization; microtubule-based movement; spindle elongation. The record is from RefSeq and is a predicted model, not a curated record. Gene Ontology annotation, molecular function: microtubule binding; ATP binding; microtubule motor activity.